UUUCGGGUUUCCUUGAAACAAUUGGGUUUUAGUGGUAAAAUGCACCUCGGAAUCAGAUAAAUCUUGAUUUCUUGACAAGAAUGUGUUGCGUGUUUGAUGCUAUAAAGAACAAUGUUUUUUGUCGUAUUCAAGAACGAAGAUGUUAGAUGAGAAUCAGUGUGAUCGAUGGACAUGGGCAAGUAAGUGCUCAUAGAGGAAGGGAAGUUCCUUUGGGAAUGUUAAGAAUGGAAACAUAUCCGAUAAUGACCUUAUGAUGAUGUGGUGCACAUCCUCUUCUCCGAUUGGUGGUAGAGCAACACAAGCCUUAGUGAAAAAGUUCCUUGCUAGACAUUUCAAGAAAUCAGUUAACCUUCUUGAUCACCUCUUAUAUUUGGUUUUUUUCUAGUUUCAGUUUCGCACAUUCAAUUAAAUGAUAACACAUUGUUUAACCGAUGUAGUAGACAUAGUGGUACUUCUUGCUGCACAGUUGCAGAAGCAUCAGGUGCAUUUACCAGAGUUGUAAGUUAGAUAAUCCAUUGAACUAAAGAAUGUGUAGAAAAUCCUUAUAAGAAGAACUAUUUCCUAAAAUUUCAUUUCAAUUCUAGAGGCAGCAUGACUUUUAGUAAAGUAAUAAGGAUUCUUGCUUUGUAUUACUAUACUCGUUCUUUCAAGUGCUUCUGACUCUUGUAAUCUGUUUUUGUUGUGAUGUUAUAUAUAUUUUAUGAUAGUGGCUGUUGUUAUGAUGGACUUCUCAUCUUUUAAACUGUGUUGGUUUGAAUAAUUCCAUAGUUUUGAUUGAGGUGCUGAAGUUUUAAUAAAUUGAUGACCUGAUUGGGGAUCAGAUUAAUUAUUUGCUAUCAAAAUGUUAGACAGGUUGAUAUAAUUUCAAUGGAUUUCUCCCAAAAACUUCCCUUCCGUUUGGGGCUUCAAUCCAUUAAAGCAUGCUAUUCAGAUGCUCAUGGAUUAUAUUUUGAAAUAACCUACACUCAUCUUAUAGCUGAUGCUCAUGUUAGGAUGCAAAUCCUAUCAGAUGCCAAGUGCCGACCUACAAUUCUGUGGUUUGACAUGCGGUCCAGCUUUUGUUCGAGGGAAUUGGCAGAGAAGACCUCCAAAAGGGAAAAAGUGGGAUCACCAGUGAUGUCUUACAGAGGAAGAAGCUAUAUUUUAAGUCUAGUUUAUAUAAAGCACCAUCCAAAAUAUAUCCUCGCUUAGUUCAUCCCGGCCGAAUCCUUCGAGUUCUACGACUGGUGGCCAUGUGGAUGGAUGUAUCGUUGAAGCAUCUAACUUGGCUUUUCAUGCUUGGUGGUGGGCAAACUUUGGUCUGUAACAGGUCCAAGAACAUCCAAAGAUGAGUUACACCGAAUGCUGCCGCCUUCGAGUCACUUUGUGCCCGGUGGCCCGCCCAAAUCAUGCAACAACGAACGGGUCGGUACUCGGACGCCCGCCGAAUUGGCUCUCUCGGUCUCGCGCCCCCUCGUGCACUGCCCAUUGACUGUGGGACCCGCACACCCCUCGCACGAGUCCAGUGGGCUUUCCUCACCGUUAAAAUGAGCUUGCUGGUGCUCUCCCUCUCCUCAAGCUCAAGAACCCCAACAAUCCCAUGUUUCUUUCCUCCUCCUCCUCCUCCACCACCGCCGCCGCCAACUACCCCUUCGGCGAACCCGCCCUCGACCGUCCGGAAUUCGGCUCGGCCGUCGGUCCUCAUGGCCUCAUCACCGACGCCAGUGGUUCCUUCUUCCAUUUCCCCUCCUCCAUUCCUCCCUAUUCGUCCUCUCUUCCCACCGAACAUUAUCUCCACAGGAGCAGUAGCGCCCGUUCGCUGCCGCUCCGCCGCCACAUUCUCGGCCCCCUCAACCAGCUACAGCCGCCAUUUUCGUCGUCCCCGACCUCCUCCUUCUGCGACUACCUCGACUUCCACGCCGCCCCGAUGAGGCGGGUCGUCAGCACUGGCGAUCUCCAGGGGGUCGACGGUGUCCACGAGAAUCAUAGCCAUGAGGGAGGUGUUGCCGGAAGAGUCGGUCGAUACAGCGCUGUGGAGAGGAAGGAAAGGAUCGAGAGGUAUAAGAGCAAGCGCAAUCAACGGAACUUCCACAAGAAGAUCACCUAUGCAUGCAGGAAGACAUUAGCCGACAGCAGGCCGCGAGUGAGGGGCCGGUUUGCGAGGAACGGUGAGACAGGGACGGAGGCAGAGGUAGAGACGGCGACGGCGGCUACAAACAUCUUCGAUGGCUAUAGCUACGACAACUACGAGCAGAACCAAGGCUGCAGUGUCGGUGGUGGCAAUGACGGCGAGUGGUGGAGCCGGUUGCAAGCGGCGCUGGCGACGGACGAGGAAGACGAGUACAGCUACGACGACGAUCUCCUCGCCAGCUUUGCCGACGUCUUCUCCAUGGACAUUCUCUCCUCAAGUCUGGUGAGCAGAGAAAGCACCGAGUAAAGGAGGCCUUAUCGAAGAUGAAGCAGCAGCAGUGAAUUCUUCUUGUACUUGUCUUCUAAUGUCUUCCAGUCAAACCUCGUCGCAGCAGCUACAGUUUCUGUCUUCUCGGUUCCAUAAAUUCUACAUAUACUCACCGCCUUUUUCUUUUUGA
Molecule: messenger RNA, 2567 nt
Organism: Musa acuminata AAA Group (dessert banana)
Lineage: Eukaryota; Viridiplantae; Streptophyta; Magnoliopsida; Zingiberales; Musaceae
Product: zinc finger protein CONSTANS-LIKE 5-like
Exons: 5
Coding region: 1580-2416 (278 amino acids)
Biological process (GO): regulation of flower development
Cellular component (GO): nucleus
Molecular function (GO): DNA-binding transcription factor activity; protein binding
Source: RefSeq, a predicted model, not a curated record